GGAUGUUUUUUAUUCCAUAAUUAAAUUAAUCCAAAGAAAAAAAAAUCGAAAUUUUGAUAAUCAUGUCGUCUUCAAAUGUUGAAAAUUUAGCACCAAAUGUAUUGAGAAAAAUUUCAAAAGAAUUAGCCGAAUUAAUAAAAACACCACCUGAAGGUAUUAAAUUAAUACCGAAUGAAGAAGAUGUUUCCGAUAUACAGGCAAUUGUUGAAGGACCAGCUGGUACACCAUACCAAAACGGUUCAUUUCGUGUAAAACUUUUGCUUGGAAAAUCAUUUCCCGCACAACCACCAAAAGGUUAUUUUCAAACAAAAAUCUUUCAUCCAAACGUUUCGAGAAAUGGUGAAAUUUGUGUAAAUACAUUGAAAAAAGAUUGGAAUGAAAAUCUAGGCAUCAAACAUUUAUUAUUGGUUAUAAAAUGUUUACUUAUUGUACCGAAUCCAGAAUCAGCAUUGAAUGAAGAUGCAGCAAAAUUAUUAUUAGAAAAUUAUGAUGAAUAUUAUCGACGGGCAAAAAUGAUAACAGAAAUUCAUGCAAAACGUUCAAUACAACAACAACAAUGUUUUGAUAAUAGAAAUUGUAAUGAAAAUAAUGAUGACGAUGAUAAAAAUGUUCGAAAUGAUUAUGAAUCAACAACAAGCGGUGAUUCUUCAACACAAUCAUCAACUGCCAAUAAGACAAAAUCAUCAUCAUCAAAUAAUGAUCUAAUGCCAUUAACAAAAAGACCGGCUAAUAAUCUUAAUAUUAUCAAUACAACGAAUAUAACAAUUGAUCAACAACAAAUGAAGAAUCGUAAUUUACAGCAAUCAAAAUCAUCAUCAUCAGUAACGCAGAAUAAACAUAAACGAACAUUGAAAAGGCUGUGAAAAUCAUCAUCAUCAAAUUCACUGCAGAUUUUCAUUUAGGAUAUCAAACAAGCAAAACUAAGCAUUAAGCAUCUUCUGUCUUCAAUUUGCAACACUGAAUUCUUUUCUUCAAUAUAUCCACAACAACAACAAUAAUUUUUUCAUUCAUAAUCAAUU
Dermatophagoides pteronyssinus (European house dust mite) is the source of this 1019-nucleotide messenger RNA. Its product is annotated as ubiquitin-conjugating enzyme E2 S. The record is from RefSeq and is a predicted model, not a curated record. NCBI's taxonomy places the organism in Eukaryota, Metazoa, Arthropoda, Arachnida, Sarcoptiformes, Pyroglyphidae.